AUAUCAAACUAGCUAGCUACACUUCACAUAUAUCAACCAAUGGGUCGAGUCACUACUCCACCAGAGGAGAAUCCCAAAAAUGGUUUCCCGGCUCAGCAAACCGGUACACCGAGUCAAUUCGCUCCACCAAACUAUCAUCAAGCUAAUGUUAAACUAUCUGUCGGGAGUCCAUGGAGGACUGGUUUGUUUGAUUGUCAAGAAGACCAAACCAAUGCCGUUAUGACAUCAAUCUUACCUUGUGUGACAUUUGGACAAAUAGCGGAAGUAGUGGAUGAAGGAGAGAUGACUUGCCCUCUUGGAAGUUUCAUAUACUUGUUGAUGAUGCCGGCUUUAUGCUCACAGUGGGUAAUGGGAUCAAAGUACAGGGAAAAAAUAAGAAGAAAAUUUAAUCUUGUGGAAGCUCCUUAUUCAGAUUGUAUCACUCAUGUCUUUUGCUCUUGUUGCGCUCUUUGUCAAGAAUACAGAGAGCUCAAGGCUAGGAAUCUUGAUCCUUCUUUAGGUUGGAAUGGGAUACUUGCUCAAAGACAAGGGCAUUAUGAGAGUGAAGCACCAAGUUCUGCUCCUCCAAAUCAGUAUAUGUCAAAGUAAUUUAUUCUUAACUGAUCAACCUUAUUUGCGGACCAUUAUACAAUGCAAGUGUGUUAUAUCAUAUGUAUUAUAAUUUCCAAUGCAAGUGUGGGAUUAUUUUUU
This is a messenger RNA of Eutrema salsugineum, 690 nucleotides long. RefSeq names its product protein PLANT CADMIUM RESISTANCE 8. Lineage: Eukaryota; Viridiplantae; Streptophyta; Magnoliopsida; Brassicales; Brassicaceae. The coding region runs from base 40 to 588 and encodes 182 amino acids. The transcript has 4 exons. The record is from RefSeq and is a predicted model, not a curated record.